AUGCACCUCCAAGACAACAAGAAUGACGUCUUACUUGACAAUGGCGUCACCUAUCAGCUUGAAAAACUAAACUGCCUGGCCAAGGGGAGCAUGGGAAAGGUUUACAAGGCCGUCUGCACAGAAGAUGCAUCCAAGAUCAUUGCUGUCAAGAUCUGCCUACCCAACGGCACAGUGGACCGGAGCAAGGAGGAAGCGAAGAACUUGUCCAAGAUCGAGCACAAGAACGUUGUGUCGUACAUCGGUGUCGGAGAACAUCAGGGGUACGUGGCUAUUGGCAUGUCCUUGAUAGUAGGCCAGGGGUACGACGAGUACCUGCAGGCCGACGGGCCCCUGCCCUGGAAGGCAGCAGGUAGCGACAUGCGGCAAGUGAUGGAGGGCAUGAAGCACGUUCACAGCCUCGCGAUCCUCCACCGCGACCUCAAGCCCUCUAACCUCAUGAGAAAGUCCAACGGCGACGUCAUCAUCGUCGACUUCGGCCUCUCCAAGAGCUCCACCAGCGCCGUCACGACUAUGGUGGGGAUGCUCGUUGGUACUCCCGCGUACGCCAGCCCCGAGCAGCUCCAGGGCCUCCCUCCCUCCGCAUCCUCAGACGUGUUCGCCAUCGGCGUGAUCCUGUAUGAGGCCAUCGCCAGCAGGCUGCCCUUC
Molecule: messenger RNA, 645 nt
Organism: Guillardia theta CCMP2712
Lineage: Eukaryota; Cryptophyceae; Pyrenomonadales; Geminigeraceae
Exons: 1
Biological process (GO): protein phosphorylation
Cellular component (GO): cytoplasm
Molecular function (GO): protein serine/threonine kinase activity; ATP binding
Source: RefSeq, a predicted model, not a curated record